Molecule: messenger RNA, 5782 nt
Organism: Carassius auratus (goldfish)
Lineage: Eukaryota; Metazoa; Chordata; Actinopteri; Cypriniformes; Cyprinidae
Product: caskin-2-like
Exons: 22
Coding region: 695-4636 (1313 amino acids)
Molecular function (GO): protein binding
Source: RefSeq, a predicted model, not a curated record
UCCUCCCCGCCCUCACCGGAGCACCGCCCCGCGCAGGACUCCACUCACCACCGGAGCUCUCAAAACACGCUCGUGCAGGUCGAAGCACGCGCUCAGUCUGGAGUUCAUCGACACGGACUGCGGAGAGAGUAACUUCUAAAGACUCGAGCGCGAGUAGAAGCGGUGUGGAGAGUUCACACUCACCCCGAAGUGUGUUUAAAGUGUGAGAGCUGCCUGAAGGGACUGAGCUCGCUGGGGUUCAUCUGUCUGGACUGAACCUGGACCCGCUGUUACUGCUCCAGACUACAUCGAAGACAAACACUCCUCUCUAAUGUUAUGGUUUUGGUCUGCUUGUGCCACUCCAGUCUUCACAACUUUCUGAAGCAUAUCAGCAGGGCCUCUGCGUUCCCAGAAACUGAGCUCCACGUGACCAAAACCGACUAUGUUACCCUGAAAAGGCUCUGGAAACUGAGACAAUUAGUAUAAUUGGCGAAAUAAUAGAUUUUCCAUUUCUCCGACCUUCCGUGAUUUUCGGAGAAGCAGUGAUAUCUGGUUGCUUGUGGUUCCCUCAGCCGUCUGGCUGUCACCUCCCCCGACUGUAGCACUACAGAGGAUUCUGGGAUAGGUCCAUGCCGUGGUUGUGCCGCUGUAUGGAGGUGUAAGGGAGGAGCAGGACUCUUGUGGGACGCUGGUGGAGAUCUGGCUGGUGGAGAUCAUGGGAAAAGAGCAGGAUCUUCUGCAAGCGGUCAAGAAUGGAGAUCUAGCUACUACACAGAAACUGCUGGCCAAGGUCAAAGCCAGCAAAAGCAAGUUACUGGGCUCCACCAAGAGGCUGAACGUCAACUAUCAGGAUCCAGACGGGUUUUCAGUGUUGCAUCAUGCAUCUCUCACGGGGACUACAGAGUUGCUCUCUCUGCUGCUGGAAGCUCAGGCUGUUGUGGACAUCAAGGAUAGCAAUGGCAUGCGGCCGCUGCAUUACGCAGCAUGGCAGGGUAAAGCUGACUCAGUGCUCAUGCUGCUGAGAUCUGGGGCUGCCGUUAACAACGCUUCUCAUGACGGGCAGAUUCCCCUGCACCUGGCUGCUCAGUACGGACACUAUGAGGUGUCUGAGAUGUUGUUGCAGCACCAGUCGAACCCGUGCAUUCUGAACAAGGCCAAGAAGACUCCUCUGGAUCUGGCCUGUGAGUUUGGCCGAGUGAAGGUGGCGCAGCUGUUGUUGAGCAGUAAUAUGGUUGCGUCUCUGUUAGAGGGCGAUCGGAGAGACGGGUCAGACUCAAACUGUAACACUCCUCUUCAUCUCGCUGCACGCAACGGACACAAGGACGUCAUCCGGCUUCUUCUGAAAGCAGGUAUUGACAUCAACAGAACCACUAAAGCUGGCACAGCGCUCCAUGAGGCUGCCCUCUAUGGGAAGACAGAGGUAGUGCGGCUACUCCUGGAUAAUGGGAUUGAUGUCAAUAUCCGUAACACUUACAAUCAAACAGCCCUGGACAUCGUCAACCAGUUCACUGCAUGCCACGCCAGCAAAGACAUUAAGCAGCUCUUACGAGAAGCUACAGGAGUUCUUCAGGUCAGAGCUCUGAAAGACUUCUGGAAUCUUCACGACCCCACGGCCCUCACCAUACGCGCCGGUGACGUCAUCACGGUGAUAGAGCAGCAUGUGGAUGGACGCUGGAAGGGCCACAUUCAUGACACCCAGAGGGGAAUGGACCGAAUCGGCUACUUCCCUCCCUCCAUAGUUGAGGUCAUCAACCGACGCUCAGGGGGCACCCUGUCACGACACGCCUCUCUGCCCACCCAUAAGCAGCAACUGCCCUCCAGGUCCGCCCUCAGUCCCAGCUUGAAUCUGAGCGGGGGCGGGACCUCUCAAACUGACGACUCCUACACUCUGUACAACACUAACCCACACCUGGUCCUCCCCCACGCCAACGGUCUGAGCACCAACCCAGGUGGGCCUCCCAGCAGUCUGUCCCAGCACAUGAUCCCCAGUUUGGAGGACGUGUGGGUUUUGCGGAACUCCUGCGCUGCUGGGGACAGGAACAGUGUGGGCAGCACUGGCAGUGUUGGCAGCACCCGCAGUGCAGGCAGUGGCCAGAGCACAGAAAGCAACAGUGCCCCCAAUGGACUGCAUCAAAACAACACCAGCCCCGACACCAGCAAGGCAUCACCUUCGGUUGUGGAUUUCCUGCAGCCGGAUGAUAACAAACAUCCAGACACACCCACAGGAGUUCCUCACAGACCUGUGCUGCCCACACAGAGGCCAGGAGAGCAGGGUUUCUCUCAACAGUUUGUGCAUCCUCAACAGCUGCUGGAGGGCAAGGAUGCUGAGGCCAUCUAUCAGUGGCUGAGUGAGUUUCAGUUGGAGCAGUACACUGUAAAUUUCCUCAACGCUGGCUAUGAUGUACCUACCAUCAGCAGAAUGACUCCAGAGGAUCUCACAGCUAUUGGUGUGACUAAACCAGGUCACCGUAAGAAAAUUUCUCUGGAGAUUGGAAACCUCAGCAUUCCAGAAUGGCUCCCAGAGUACACACCACAGGAUCUUGGGGAGUGGCUGAGCGCCAUAGGUAUGCCUCAGUAUCAUAAGAAACUCUCUGAGAAUGGCUAUGACUCCAUAAAUAUUGUCCGAGAUCUCACAUGGGAAGACUUACAGGAGAUUGGCAUCAUCAAACUAGGCCAUCAGAAGAAAAUAAUGCUUGCAGUGAAGAAAUUGUGUGAUAUUCACAAGGCUCUUCUGCAGGCGCAAUCUGGGCAGGGCACACUGCGGCGCAAAACCCCCGCAGCCCUGGACCUGGUCACUAUUGAGCCGCCUCCCGAGAGCGGCGACCUCCCCUCACCCCACACGCCCAGGAUGAUGACUUUCCAGGACAGCGAGCUGAGCACUGAGCUCCAGAGUGCCAUGUCCUCCCACUACAGUGGCUGUCAGGAAGGGCUGGCCAUCAAGAAUGCAGUAGGAAUGUCUUCCAGUCAGGAGAGCAUUGACACACGUUCUCGAGGCUCGGGACGUUCUCAGGAGCCCCCCAGCACCUCAUCCUCCACUUCCGCUGCGACCCCAGAUAGCCGCUCCCGAGAGAGUUUAACGAGCCCAGACAGCAGUCCUGCUAAAGAGCGAAACAUCCCAGAAGGCCGUGACCAGGUCCCACAUCCUACGCUUCCCCAGCAGCUGCCAUUCAGUGCAUCCGCAGGCUUUACAUACCCCACGGUGCCUGCCAAACCGAAACUGAGCUCUGCUCUUUCUCCACAAGGCUCUCCUGCUCACAAAACCCUUAAUUAUCUACGUUCACAGUAUAACAGUGCCACGCUUGACCGUCACUCUCCUAACGUGGCUAAGAAGCGCACACAGAGUCUGUCCCGGUAUGCUUUGUCGGAUGGUGAACCAGAUGAAGAGGAUGAUGAAGCAGCUCAGCUAGCCAGUAUGCCUUCUUAUGCCACACUGAGCCGCAAGCCUACCCGUGGCCAGCAGGCACGUCUUCGGUCUACCUCCGAGCAGUCCGUCAGCCGAAGCCACUCUUUUGCCAUUAGGAGUCGACGUAAAGGGCCUCCUCCACCACCACCCAAACGCCUUAGCUCCGUCAGCAGCAGUAGCACUAGUGCUGAAACUGUCUCUGACACUCCAGCAUCACCUUCUGGAGCAGCUGAGAAUAGCCGAUCCGGGAUUGUAAAGAGUAUAGCAGCUGCAUUAGAAACAGUCCUACCUCAGUCCAGUCCUACGCGCCUUCCGGAAACCUCUGCAGCUGUUACCAACGAAGGGUCCAGACGCAGACCUCUGAGUCAGAGUGCAUCCAGCCCAGUAUCCUCCAAUGCAGAUACCGGUAGAGCGACAAAGUCUGACUCAGAAGAAGAGGAUGCAACAAAGGAUUCAGGCCUGGAGAGCUCAUCCUCGCCUCAGAACAGCUCUAGUGAGUGCAUCCCUUUUGCAGAGGAAGGCAACCUCACAAUCAAACAGAGGCCCAAAGUUGGCGGGCCUCUUAAGUCAGAGACCACUUCCGAGUUGCCAGAGAAAGACAAACCAGUCCAAACUCCUGAAGUUCCAGAGUUCAACCUUAAAGAAUCGGACACAGUGAAGAGACGACAAAAGCCAAAAGAGAAAGAGCAGCCAAACCUAGCGUCCGACAGCAGUGCAGAUGGCACAUCAGUUUUAGAGACUCAGGGCACGGUGAAGCUCCGCAUCAGUGAAACGGAUAUGAGUCUGCCAUGUGUGGAGCUUCCAACCAAACCAGUGAAAGCACCUCCACCUCUUGCUCCCAAACCUCCCAGUCCCCUAAAUCCAACACGGCAUGCCUCUAAACCAGAUCCUGCUCCUAUAACAGCUGUCGGCUCUAGCGUGACUCUGAAUGUUGUACAGAGUGUCGCCUUUGCAGCACCUCAUUCUCCAGUCCCAUACUCUCCCUCGCCAGAGAACACGGGUCAGUGCGCGAUAUCAGGAAGCCUCCAGGCUCUGAUGGAAGGGGAUCAAAGGUCAACACUGAAUCAUCAGAGGCUGGAGAAGACCAGCACAUCCCUGGAGGAAGCACUGAAGGCUGUAGAGAGAAAACUAACUCUGGAGAACAACAACAACGUGGGCGUUUCUCAUGUAGUGAAGUCUGCAGGGAACAUCCUGGAUGACAUCGGGAACAUGUUUGAUGACCUGGCUGAUCAGCUAGAUGCUAUGCUGGAUUAAAGAUUCUCAUGGAUGGAGCUGUUUGUUUUUUUGAUGACCCAGAAACAGGAAGGUGGAGAUCUACGUAUAGCAGCAUGGUUUCUUAUUAUUCAGAUGGAGAGCAGAGAUUAACUCUUUAACACAAAAGUGGGAACCUCCACUGAUCUUCAUUUAUAUGGACCACACAGACAUUUUUGGACCAGUCCCCUGACCAAUGUCAGUCUAGAUGUCAUCUAUAUUUGUUUGUUUAUUGUUAUUCCAGAGGCUAAUCAACCAGCAUAUAUAAUUGUUUUUGUUUUUUAGUCCCGUCAUGUUUUUUGGGCUGAACUUUGACCCCAAUGAACUUUACAUGCUGGGCCCAGAUAAAAGAAGUGCACUUAGGAGAAACAUUUCUAAAACAAUAUACAUUUCAGAACACUUUACAGAUUCAAAACAUUUCUAGAAAGACAAAUGGGACAGUUCACCCAAAAAGUGAUAUUUCUUUUAUUAUUUACUCACUCUGCCUUGCUGUGAGACUUUUGAAUAAACUUUAUGCAGCGCUUUGCCAUGCAGCAACAAGUUAUAGUGACCUGCGUCAAAACAAAAUAACACAAUGACAAUUUCCAUUUUUUGAGUAUACUGUUCCUUCAUCAUAACUACUUUUCAAAGCAUUUAAGCUAAAAAAAAGUAGCUUGUGACAUCCAUUUCAUCAGGUAAACAGCCUUUUUUGGAGGUUUGGUGCUUGUAUCAUUUUUUUUUAAUGCCUUUGCAGUUUUGCAGGUUAAAAUACAUGACUGACAUUUGUAUUUUUGUAUGAAAGUGUGGUUUUAAAGGGAACACGAUGAAAACAGUAACACUGCCUUAAAUAAUUAGAAGUUACCACAAACUAUUUUUGAAGUCUUUAAGCUUAUUAGUCCAAAUAGUAUUUAAACUUUAUAAAAAUAUGUAUAUACACUAAAGGUAUAUUUGAUUGGGACGCAAACCUGUGUGUUGUACCAAAGUAUGUGUAUAUUUUUUAUUCAAAUGUUGGAUAAUGUUAACACUUGUCAGACUUGUCUUGCAGCUAAACUAAUGAAAUUUAACCCAGUGGCAUUUCCCCUGUGCACAUCAUUUGAUAUGAUGUAUCUGAUGUGGAAUAUUUUCCCGCUGUUCUUGAGUGCCAUACGUUUAAAUAGAGGUUUCAUUCAA